Phytomonas sp. EM1 is the source of this 1173-nucleotide messenger RNA. Lineage: Eukaryota; Euglenozoa; Kinetoplastea; Trypanosomatida; Trypanosomatidae. The record is from the annotation of a GenBank genome assembly.
AUGGGGUCGCACAGCAGGCGAUGUCUGUACUGUCUGCCAGAGCAAAUAUUAAUUUGUGAGGAUGACAUCAUAAACCGUCAGCGGCGUUACCAAGCUACGCGUGCUGGUUUGUUGAAGAAGAGAAGAAAUUUAGAGGAUAAAUUUCUAUUCGGGCCAUCAAUUAAUUCAUACCGCAGUAACACCGCAGAGAUGCUUCGCUUUUCUUCGAGCAAAGUCUACCAGCACGAGUUGGAUCGGGAAUAUGAAGCACGCUUGCAGAAACUCCGAGAAGAGCUCAGAUUACGCGAGAGGGAGUGUGCACAAAAGAAUAUGUUCCAUCGUCCUCAACGCAUGCGCGAUAGUAUUGAGCAAAAGGAUCAGACAACCUCGAUCAUCUAUAAACAGUUUCCGCCGCCGUGCCCGAGAUGUCGCCUAAAGGGGCAUGAGACUAGGUACCCGAAACAGGAAUCUUCAAGCUGCCAGCAUGAGUCACCAUGCUAUUUCCCCCGUCCCGACUCUCGUGUUCAGCCUUUGAGUCAAAAUCGAGAGACAUCCCCUCCUACGGUUCAAGGCAUUCCUAGUGCAGAUAUACGAGCACCGCCGCCGCCGAUGCGGAAAUGUAAGGGUGUUCCCUUACGUCGUUCUACUAGAUCUCUUUCAGUGAAGAAAUCUUUGGAGGGUCAGAAGACGCGCCUGACUUUUCCCCUUCGGCACGGGAGGUCAGCUUCACCGCGCCGGAGCGAGGUCCCCAUAGAGGCUCUCUGGGCUGAAGAUAAAGGAAAGGGGUGUUGCCCCUCCUGCGGGUACCCUCUCACACGGGCCUCCGCCGCGGAAGUUGUUUCAAUGCUGGCGAAAGGGAAGUUUACUAACUUUUUACAUUGCAACAGCUGCGGCUUCGUUGCUGGGAAGCCGAGCUCAGAUGAGAAAAAUGCAGCGAACCAAUGCCCCACUAUGGGCUCACCUACUCGUGCAUGCAACGCAUCAUCAUCUCUUUCAAGGUCACCAUUUCACGGUCGUAGGGUAUUUAUCACGGACGAUGUCUACCUUGAGUUCCGGUCGAAGCUAUUUUCACAAUUGGAGCAAUCUGGGGCUAUCGAACGGGUACCUGAGACGCGGCGAAGUCUGAGCGUUUCACUGUCCGAAUGCACACCAAAAUGGAGGACACUUUCAUCACCAUCAGUCGAAGUGCAGUAA